AUGUCAACGACCACUGGAGCGUUUAUCGCCGGAGGUAUCGCCGCUUGCGGUGCGGUUACCGUCACCCACAGCUUUGAAACUGUGAAGAUCCGUUUGCAGCUUCAGGGUGAACUCCAAGCGAAGAACGAGGCGGCGAAGAAGUACAAGGGUGUCUUGCAUGGCGUCAAGGUUAUUCUCCAGAACGAAGGUGCGCGCGGUCUGUUCCGCGGAAUUGGAUCUGCGUAUAUCUACCAGGUCCUGCUCAACGGCUGCCGGCUGGGGUUCUACGAGCCGAUUCGCGCCAACCUCACAAACGCCAUCUACAGUGAUCCAAAGGUCCAGUCCCUUGGUGCCAAUGUUGUUGCAGGUGCUGCAUCUGGUGUCAUCGGUGCUGCGGCGGGCUCACCGUUCUUUUUGGUCAAAACCCGUCUGCAAUCCUACUCGCCUUUCCUUCCCGUUGGUACUCAGCACAACUAUAAGAACUCGUUUGAUGGCCUCAGCAAGAUCUAUAACAGCGAGGGUGUCAAGGGUGUAUAUCGAGGAGUUGGAGCAGCUAUGAUCCGUACCAGUUUCGGCAGUGCUGUCCAACUUCCCACGUACUUCUUUGCCAAGCGCCGCCUGACUAGGCACUUGGGCAUGGAAGAAGGCCCCGCUUUGCACUUGGCCAGUAGUGCUGCUUCGGGCUUUGUUGUGUGCUGCUUCAUGCAUCCUCCUGACACCAUUAUGGCUCGCAUGUACAACCAGACCGGUAAUCUCUACCAGGGCGUCUUCGACUGUUUGUUCAAGACAAUCCGCACGGAGGGUGUGCUUGCCAUUUACAAGGGAUUCUUUGCCCAUCUUGCGCGUAUCCUUCCCCAUACCAUCUUGACCCUCAGUUUGGCGGAACAGACCAACAAGUUGAUGCGCCGCGUCGAAGAUCGGAUUUUGCCAGACUCGUUCCGUGACAAGAUUUAA
Molecule: messenger RNA, 933 nt
Organism: Penicillium macrosclerotiorum
Lineage: Eukaryota; Fungi; Ascomycota; Eurotiomycetes; Eurotiales; Aspergillaceae
Product: putative mitochondrial oxaloacetate transporter (Oac)
Exons: 6
Coding region: 1-933 (310 amino acids)
Source: RefSeq, a predicted model, not a curated record